CCACUUCAGCCAUCUUGCCUUUCAAUCGGCGAUCGAGUAGUCGUUCGUGCUGAGUGUUUAUCAUUUCAAUCUGUCGGUUGUCUGGAGGAGAUUGCAAGUGUCCGACCUCACAUCGGCUCCAGAGAUGCGAUGUCUCCCACAUCCUUCUUGAACAGAAAUACCCAGUUAAGCUUUUCGUGACACAUCCGGAUUCUUUCUUCCACCUUGACCUUUCCACUCUCCAUCCGCAUUCUGCCUUCCCCGCCCUACGAUCUUGGCCACGAACUUCAUUCGCUAGUUUAUCUGCAUAUGCAAGCGAACGGCAAAGAUGGCAAACCUGAACGUUCCAGACUCAGUCAGUACGGUUCGCUUGCGGGCUAUCGAUGCGAAGACUCAGGUGUGCGUCUCCGCAAAAGGCUUCGUGCAGCCUAUCCUCCCUGGUCACGAGAACUUGAAUCUUACUAGCGUCACCUUCUUGGUCGAACAAACGGGUCUCGGGAAAAAGGUUCUAUUCGACUGCGGUGCGAGAAAGGAUUUCGAAAACUUCUCCCCAGUCAUCAAAAAUCGACUAAAUUUGAAUGUGAGAGGACUGAAGAUCGAAAAGGACAUCCAUGAGAUUGUCAUCGAGGCAGGCGUGCAGUUGGAAGAGCUGGAUUCCAUGAUCUGGAGCCAUUGGCAUUGGGAUCAUCAUGGUGCACCUGAGAAAUAUCCUCCAUCGGUGGAGGUGGUCGUAGGACCUGGUUUCAAGGACAACUUCAUGCCAGGCUAUCCAACAAAUCCAAGCUCCAUUUUUUUGGACGUCAAUUUUGCUGACCGCAAAUAUCGUGAGAUAUCCUUCGACGAUUCCUUUAAGAUUGGAAACUUUAGAGCAUUCGACUUCUUCGGCGAUGGCUCCUUCUACCUUAUCGACACUCCGGGCCAUGCCAUCGGACAUAUGUGCGGCCUUGCCCGAACAACGCCGACAACGUUCGUCUUCCUGGGUGGAGAUAUUUGUCACUUCGGCGGGAGCUUCAGACCUUCUCCUACUGUUCCUCUUCCUGACCCCGUUCCAUCUUUACACCUCGACUCACACUUCCCAAUCCCGUGUCCAUGCUCGAUAUUCACUGCUAUUCAUCCCGCAGGCCCUCAGUCAGAUGAGUGCAAGACAUCGCCGUUCUUUGAAGUAACCUCGUUUCCUCAGUCAGCAUAUCUCGAUCGCACCCAAGCUGCAAAGAGCAUCAAAGAGCUACAAAGGUUCGACGAGGACCCAAACAUCUUCGUAUGCAUCGCUCAUGAUCCGGUUCUUCUCGAAGUAUUACCUUUCUUGAACGACCAGCCGGACAAGGAUUUGAAUGACUGGAAAGAUGCUGGUCUUAAGGAGAAAGCGCAAUGGGGAUGGCUGAAUGAGCUUCCGCGAGAUGGAAAACCCGGAAGACCGAUGCUGGUGGAAGGUGUCUGGAAAGAUGGCCAAUUAGUAACGGACUUUACGAAACUGAAGGCGUCUUUGUAUUGAGCUUGGGGGUGUCUAGCAGUUUGAGAUAGCUAGAUGAUGAUCAUUCUCGGAGAUUCGGUUGUGUUCAUUCAACCAAUAGUCUGAGCGCUACAAUAGCUUUCCUUGGAAGGUCGUUCUUCCGUCGGUCCAUAAACGUCAACAAGCACACCAGCCAAAUCAAGAGAACAAGAAAUGCACAUCAUUCAACUCCAGCUCCAUAUCUCGGUCUAGU
Lindgomyces ingoldianus is the source of this 1682-nucleotide messenger RNA. RefSeq lists its product as uncharacterized. The coding region runs from base 308 to 1471 and encodes 387 amino acids. Lineage: Eukaryota; Fungi; Ascomycota; Dothideomycetes; Pleosporales; Lindgomycetaceae. The record is from RefSeq and is a predicted model, not a curated record. The transcript is spliced from 2 exons.